AUGACGACGAGCGCUGAGGACGACGACGAGAUCGUGGCGCGGAUCCCCGUGGUCCUCGGCCCGGUGCGCGAGGGCGCCUCCAGCUGCCUGCUCCAGUACCCGCUCCGCCCGCGCUGGCGGCCGUACGACUUUGCUCAGCUCUCGGGCGCGAGGAUCCGGCCAAAGCAGCACCAGAUCGAGAUGGACCUGCGGAUCCCUGCGUACGACGGCGAGGAGGGCGAGCCGCCGCCCACCUGCCAGCUCACCUCCACCGUCGCCGCCCACAAGACGGCUUACGCAAUGGGCCUGCUGCACGUCGGCGCCGGCGCCACCGGCACUGCGGGCUGCGCCGACGCGCUGGACGGCCUCGAGGCGUCGCUGCACCUGGCGCCGCUCGACGCGGUCGCGCAGAUGCGGCCCACCUUCUCGCAGCCGCUCGAGGGCGCCGCGGACGGCGCCGACGCGGCGGCGAAUCCGGCGGGCGGCGGCGGCAGGGAGGAGGGCGGCGGAGCGGAGGGCGGCGGCGGCGGCGGCGGCGGGUCGGAGGAGUCGGUGAUGCCCGUCUUUAAGCGCGCGGAGACGGAGAAGGAGGAGGAGGCGCGGCGCUCCUCGCACGCGUACUGGCUGGCGCAGCGCGAGGCGGAGCCGUGGCGAGAGCUGCGGAUGCACGGCGGGGGCGACGCGGCGACGGUGGAGGUGCGCAGGCAGAUGUUUGGGCUGCCCUCGUGA
This is a messenger RNA of Emiliania huxleyi CCMP1516, 708 nucleotides long. RefSeq lists its product as hypothetical. The coding region runs from base 1 to 708 and encodes 235 amino acids. Gene Ontology annotation, cellular component: RNA polymerase III complex; nucleus. The record is from RefSeq and is a predicted model, not a curated record. The transcript has a single exon. Lineage: Eukaryota; Haptophyta; Isochrysidales; Noelaerhabdaceae. Gene Ontology annotation, biological process: DNA-templated transcription.